Effrenium voratum is the source of this 822-nucleotide messenger RNA. Lineage: Eukaryota; Dinophyceae; Suessiales; Symbiodiniaceae. The record is from the annotation of a GenBank genome assembly.
AUGGCGACGCUCACCCCGCAAGAGCAACAGGCUGCGACCGAUGCCUUGAACGCCAAGGACUUCAGCGCCGAAGAAGUGAAGCUAGCGCAGCGUUCUGUGGAUCGGCUUGUGCAGAAGAAGGGUCGGACUCCGACGCAAGAUAUGGUCAUGAUGUUUUGUGCUCUCAGGCGAGCCAGAGGACAAGGAGCGCGCAUCAAUCUAUCCAUGCUGGAGGGCUGGACCGGUCAGAUGAGGCAGUCGACCACGGUCAAGCAGUCGCUUUACGUUGUGCAACAAGAGUCUUCAGCCCUAUCGAACCCAAAGGUUGCAGAGGGCAUUGUGCCUGCCAGUGACCUUGCAGAUGUCCCACCGGGUCUUUUGGAGCAGGGUGUGGUGUUCGUUGACCCGGUGGUGCCCCGCGAGUUGUUGGGCAAGAACGUCAGCGUGAUUGAGUUAGCCUUGGGCGUGCAUCGCUCCAGAGACAUAUCAGCCUCGCCCCACGCUUUGGGGGGAGAUCAGCAAACAGUUGUGCCCGCGGGAGAAGCCUCUACAGACAAUGUGGCGGAACCAGCCCCAAGCGCUUCGUCCCAAGACCUGCCGGAGGCAAAGCGCCAGCGGCUGCUGGUCCCUAGGAUGAGCGAAGAGAUGGGGGCUGACUCUGCAGCUGAGGAGAUCGCAGAGAACUGCAAGCAAGCUUUCUUGGCGGGCCGCAUCUCCUCCCAAGACGCACUGGACAGCACAACGGUGCUAUUCUGGGUGCAGCGCUAUGUGGAACACGUCACCAAGGCCUUUGAGGCUUUCCAAGGCGAACCUGCGCAGUUUCGUGGCGGUCUGAAUGUGUGA